AGCGAGCUGACACUGUUUGACGGCAUGGCCAACUGCGGGGGCUGGAACGAGGAACCCGUGUCAAAAGAUAAGCAGCGACCACCGAUCUACAACCCCGAAGACUACGCGACUUCCCUGAAGAAAUGGGGCAAGAAGACGGGCGGCGGCAGCCUAUACGAGCUGGAGUCGGGGCAGGACCCCACCAAGGCGAGGACGCUGCCCAGCCAGGGCAGCAAGGACUUCAGGAACCCAUGCCUCAGUGUAGGCGAAGAGAUGACCCUUAGGCAGUUUGGCACCCCAAGCGAGUUACUCACCAAACUUAGAGCUGAUCUAAGACUGUCUUUUCCUAGCUUCGUCCAAGAGUUCGCGUGCGAGCCGCUAGAUGGAGUUACGUUGCUGCUGGAACUCCUGCGCAACGUGCAACUCAGCCAGGCGGGGGAGGGCGCGCGGGGACCGCCUGCUGUCAGGCGCAGGCCGCUGCUGGACGAGCUGGCUUGUUUACAAUGCCUGUGGAGUUGCUGUAGCAGGUACCCUGACUGCGUCCGAAGACUGGUAGCCGGCUCCAACGGCGUCUACACGCUGACCGUCUGCAUCAUGUCCACCGUCAACAAGUCCAGGAUAUUGGCGUUACAGCUCCUCACAAAAGCGUGCUACCCGCCAGCCAAUGGACACAGUAUGGUCUCCGAAUCCCUUUCUACCCUCCGCCUCCGUUACGGAGAGCCGGUCCGCUUCCGGUUCCUGGUGGGGAUGCUCCAGAGUGCCGGAGGGUCAGGAGACCUCCAGGCAGCUGGGAUGGCCUUCAUCAACGCCCUUCUCAUCAGUGCUCCAACGCCUCAGAGGAAAUUGUAUAUACAAGCCGAGCUGGAGCAGGCUGGAUUCGAUAUUGUCACUUUGAAAAAGCAGAUGGUCUCUAAGCUGCCGAAUGGGAAUGAACAAGUAGCAAAAGAAAUUGAAAGGUACGAGAAACAGCUGAUUGAUAUUGAUACUCUGAGCGAAAAGGCUAACGAGGCUCUGAAAGAAAAAGACGAUCUCAGAAGCAAGCUGGAACUGCUAGAGAAACGUGUUAAGAUAUUACAAGAAGAAAAGGGCAUUCUGCUGUCGUUAGAAAAAUGCCUCAAAGAAAAAUGCUGUGAGCUCCAAGAAGAGGUGUCAUCGCUGAGAUCUGAACAUGGAAACUCGAACAGAAAGAAAACUUUUGCUAUUAAGAAAAAAAACGCGGUUCAUAAAAACAGAGACGAGUCAUCCCCACCUGAAGAUGAAGGUAUAAGUUCCUCGGAGCGAUCACUGAGCCCUGAAGGCGACCCCCAACGAGAAUCAUUGGUAUACGAAGUCUUUAACGUCAAGAACGAAACCUACGAUUUGAUGCGAAACAAACGUCCUCUACACAAAAAACUCGAAUCAACCAAGAAGAUCGUUGACCUCAAAAAAUCAUCGGAUGAAGAAGAUGAAACGACCAUCGAUGAAGUCAUACAAGAGCUUAGAAACAUAGUUAAUCAUGCUGAGACCGAACAAUACAACAGAGAAGGUGAAAUGUACACUGAUGACAGGUCAUCAAGAUGUAACCAGACCUCUGAAAUUAAUGUCUCAGUCAAAACCUUGGAAUGUCAGAAACACAGAGAGGUCGAAAAAGAAGACUCUAUCACGAGCACCAGACACAGUAUUCAAAUAACCUCCAGCGGAGAGUUUGCUCAGGAGAGUAAUGAAGAUGAUGAAGAAAGUGAAAUUGUACCUACUAAAAUUCUGCCUCAUCCACCGAGGAAAGCGAAAAGUCUGAUUCAUUUGUUCACCCCACCGGCCGACCAAGGAUUACUUUAUAAUAAGCCACCUGAUUUGUAUGAUGAUACAUUUUACUCAAGUGAUGAAGGGUCUGACUCCCUAUUGAGCGCAUCUCGCUGUCAAAACCCAGUCACGAAGAAACCAUCCGGCUCCAGUUUUGACUUCCAUGAAUGCCGAGCAUUAUUUAAUACAAUGGCGGAAAAAGACAAAGUUGAUACUGGAAGAGAAAAACGACAUAGAACUAGAUCGAGAGAAGAAAAUCGAAAAACAUCAAUCAAAAGAAGCGAGUCUUUCCAAACAUCCGAAAAAGGUUCCCGCCAACGCGAAUACAUCGACAGCAUGUUUUACAACGAAAAUCACACUUCUAUCAUCGGCUCCAUCACUCCUCUCCAGAGGUCAAAUUCCAAAUGCAGCCGAGUAGACGAAAUAGUUAACUUAAUAGAAUCGAAGAAACUAACGAAAAGUUUGGACAGGAUUGAUGAAGGUUUGAAUUCUAUGGUAGAUAUUGUGAUGCUGUCCGAGCCUAAGAAACCAUCGUGGCCUUACGAAAGAAGACAACGAUCUUGCUCCAGAACCAGCAGUGACGCAGGGAAGGAAACUCCCUUGGUGCCCGUUACCAGAUCGAAUAGUAGGCUAAAUGGUUUCGCCCAGAGGUUUGACACCCGGUCUUCGAGCAACAAAGGAAAAGACGAUAUCCCCAAAUCGGAUUCCCAGAAAUUUUUCUUACCUCAUCCAAAACUGAGUACUGGAUCAUACGACAACCAUACCUCCUACAACAAUCAGUCUUUCUUAGUGAAACGCGGACAGAGUAACGCAGGGUUCUAUUCUGGGGCUCACUUGUUACGAGAUGCGCCGGCGAGUAUGACCAGUCUUGUCAUGACUGGGACCCACAGCCACGCGGAUCUGAAGCGUACCUUAUCACCCAUGGGGUCAACCAACAACUUUGGCUUGCAUAAAGUCACUGAUAUGCCUUCGGGAUUGUAUUGAUGCGCUCCACGCUCACGUUAUCAGUAAUCUAAACCAACGACUAAUUUAAGGAUCUGUACCUAAUUACGUUGACUAGUGCAAUAUUAAAUCCCAGCUGGGAAGGUAAUGUCUCACUGCAACUAGUUUCUGAAGAGAUUAGCUAGCAGCCAAUGCUAAGAUAAAUUCCCUGAAUCUGUUGCGGAAACUAGAUGUAUUUUUCUAAUUUAUAAAGUUGAUUUAAGCUCUAACGAGUAACAGUAUCUUGGUAAUUUUGUUUGUAGGCAAAAUUGGCUUAAGAUCACACGAUUUAGUUUUGAUUGCUGCCAGUUUUUGUUUUUUGUUUGUAUUUUUUAUUACCUUUCACUGUGUAAUUUGGUAGACUUCUAAAGAAAAUCAACAUUACUAUUUACCUCUAUGUUUGUUUUGUUUAACUUCUUGAAUUUAACUUUGUGUUUGUUUUCUUAUUAUUUUUUUACACUUCCCGAUUUCGUAUUAGUUUGAUAAUCUUCGAAAUUAUUAGUAUGCAUGCAAUAUUUUCUUCUACAUUUCUUUGUAAUGUAAAUAUUGUAUACCUCUAUUAGCAUACUUAUAUUCGAUACUUUCAUGAAAUGGUUAUCGUAUUAAACUUAUUAUUAUCAAAUUCA
Molecule: messenger RNA, 3365 nt
Organism: Ostrinia furnacalis (Asian corn borer)
Lineage: Eukaryota; Metazoa; Arthropoda; Insecta; Lepidoptera; Crambidae
Gene: mwh
Product: multiple wing hairs
Exons: 9
Coding region: 25-2742 (905 amino acids)
Biological process (GO): cortical actin cytoskeleton organization; cell migration; regulation of cell shape
Cellular component (GO): cytosol
Molecular function (GO): small GTPase binding; actin filament binding
Source: RefSeq, a predicted model, not a curated record